UGCUUGCGAGUCGUCGCCAGAGCCUUGGUUGCUUAGACUGGUCUCGAACGCACGAUUCGGCUCGCGCUGUGGGAGAGUGAACAACAGACAGCUCCAUUUUUUCUGACCCUCUGUGGCAACAGCAGCCAUGUUGGCGACGUUGGCUCGGUCGGCCCUUUCGGCGCGCCAGGCGCCCCUGCAACAGGCUCGCACGUUGCUGGCACCUACUGCCACCCUCUUGACGCAAACCCGCAGCUUUUCUCAGCGCAAACGCCGCCGUGGCCUCCCAUACAAUUGGGGUAUCAACUUUGUGCCGCAACAAGAGGCUUGGGUGAUUGAGCGCUUUGGCAAGUUUCACUCAGUCCUCGAGCCCGGCCUUCGCCUGCUCAUUCCCGUCGUUGAUGAGAUCAAAUACGUGCACUCCCUCAAGGAGAUUGUCGUCGAGAUUCCCCGACAAUCGGCCAUUACCCAGGAUAACGUGACGCUGCAUCUGGACGGCGUGCUCUACGUCAAGAUUGAUGACCCUUACAAGGCGUCAUACGGUGUUGAGGAUCCUGAGUUUGCCGUGUCUCAGCUCGCUCAGACUACAAUGCGUUCCGAAAUGGGCAAGCUGACUUUGGACACGGUUUUCCGCGAGCGCCAACUCUUGAAUGAAGCCAUCGUUGAGGCUAUCCAUGCUGCGGCUCGGCCAUGGGGUCUGACCUGCUACCGUUGCGAGAUUCGUGACAUCCAACUACCGGACAAGGUCAUUGAAGACAUGCAACGUCAGGUGUCUGCCGAGCGCAAGAAGCGUGCCGCCGUGCUCGAGUCCGAGGGCCAGCGCGAGGCUGCAAUCAACGUGGCUGAUGGUAAAAAGCAGUCGGUCAUCUUGGCCUCUGAGGCUAGCCGGCAAGAGCAGGCCAACUUGGCCCUGGGUGAGGCGGAAGCCAUCGUGGCCCGUGCCCAGGCCACCGCCCGUGCGCUGGAAACCGUUGCCGAGGCUAUCCAAAAGCCGGGUGGCCGUGAUGCCGUGACUCUGACUGUGGCGCAGCAGUAUGUCGAGGCCUUUGGCAAACUGGCCAAGGAGAACAACACCAUGCUCCUCCCGGCCAACAUGAACGACCCUGCCAGCAUGAUUGCGCAGGCGGCGGCCAUUUUCAACACGGUGUCCAAGGGCGAUGCAACAGCCUUGGCCUCGAAAAUGGUCAACAACCCUCCUCCUUCCAGCAAGCCUGCGGAUACGCAGGAGUAA
Molecule: messenger RNA, 1210 nt
Organism: Monosiga brevicollis MX1
Lineage: Eukaryota; Choanoflagellata; Craspedida; Salpingoecidae
Exons: 12
Coding region: 128-1210 (360 amino acids)
Cellular component (GO): membrane
Source: RefSeq, a predicted model, not a curated record